CGACCCCCCAUUCACCAUGUCCGACGACCUGAAGCAAGCCGUCGCCUCUGCCCUUCCCGACUCUGCCUCGGAAGCCCAAUCCAUUGCUGGCAACCGGCGGACAACUGGCAACCAGGCGCACAACGGAACGCCGACGAACCCGCUGCUGAACGCACACACGCCGAUGAACACUCCGCAGACGGCGGGCGCUCAUGUGCCUGCCAGCGAGGCGGGUGAUGGUUCGGAGUUGGCCACCUCGCCUGAGACGGUCAUCACGUCGACGGGCGCAGCGGCGGCAGGCGGGCCGGCAAGUGGCUCUGGCUUUACCUUUAACUUUGAUCCGCAGGCCUCGUCGCAGUUUGCGCAGGUGCUGGCCGGCGCGGGCGAGGCCGACAACGGUGACGAUGGUGAGGUCGACGAGGAGGCGCUCGUGGCUGGUGCGUCGAACCUGGCGGCGAUGAUGGCCGGGAUGGGCGGUGCUGAUGGCGGCGAGGGCGGCGCAAUGGCGGCGCUGAUGCAGAUGAUGGACCCAUCGAUCAUGUCGGCGCUGCAGUCCAAGUUCGAAGGCCUUAUCGGCAUGCCGUCGGGCCUCCUGGAGACGGCGCCGGUGGAAGUCAAGCGCCGGGUCUCGGCGCUCCGCAAGAUCGAGGACGAGCGCGUGGCGAUGGAGCAGGCAUUCCAGACCGAGUUCCGUGCACUGGAGAUUGCGUACGCGGCCAAGUUCCGGACGCUCGAGGAGAAGCAGAUGGCAAUUGUAACCGGCGAGUACGAGCCGACCGACGCCGACCUGGUCUCGGACGAGGAGCUCGAGGGCGGCGCCGAGGGCGACGAUGGCGAGGUUGAGGUGCCGGUCGGCCUUCCGCGGUACUGGCUCUCGAUUCUGCAGAAUAACUCGUCGCUCGAGGACGUGCUUGCCGAGUCGGACUACCCGGUCCUCGAGUCGCUCAUCGACGUCACCAUUGCGUAUCCCGAGGACAACCCCGGAUUCGACCUUGUCUUCACCUUUGCCGACAACGAGUACUUUACGAACAAGGUGCUGACCAAGAGCUACACGCUCGAGACCGACAAGUUCGAAGGCCCGAUGUUCAAGGCCGCAACGGCGACUGCCAUCGAGUGGAAGGACGGCCGCGAUGUGCGGAGCGCCGACGCGCCGUCGUUCUUCGACUUUUUCUACCCGCCGGUCCUCCCCGAGGACGACGAGGUGGAGGCCAUGGAGCCCGAGGAGCUGCACGAGCUCCGCGAGAACCUGCAGAUGGACCACGAGCUGGGCAUGAUCCUGCAGUCGAUGAUCCCGCGCGCGGCCUCGUGGUUCACCGGCACUGCCGCGCUCGCCCAGCUCGAGGCCGAGGGCGGCGGUGAUCCGUUCAUGGGCUACAUGGGCGGCGACGGCGACAGCGAGUACGAGACCGAUGACGACGACGAUGUCCCGGUCCACACCAUCAACGACCUUGCCGGCUACAACUCGGGCGAGGACGAGGACUACGUGCCCGGCAAUGACCCGCCGCCGGCAGACUGUAGCCAGCAGUAAAAAGAUGCAUGCUUG
Molecule: messenger RNA, 1522 nt
Organism: Thecamonas trahens ATCC 50062
Lineage: Eukaryota; Apusomonadida; Apusomonadidae
Product: NAP-1 is
Exons: 2
Coding region: 17-1507 (496 amino acids)
Biological process (GO): nucleosome assembly
Cellular component (GO): nucleus; chromatin
Molecular function (GO): chromatin binding; histone binding
Source: RefSeq, a predicted model, not a curated record